Messenger RNA from Heteronotia binoei (common prickly gecko), 1672 nucleotides. RefSeq names its product zinc finger DHHC-type palmitoyltransferase 7 (gene ZDHHC7). NCBI's taxonomy places the organism in Eukaryota, Metazoa, Chordata, Lepidosauria, Squamata, Gekkonidae. The record is from RefSeq and is a predicted model, not a curated record. Gene Ontology annotation, biological process: protein targeting to membrane; peptidyl-L-cysteine S-palmitoylation. The coding region runs from base 335 to 1252 and encodes 305 amino acids. Gene Ontology annotation, cellular component: Golgi apparatus; endoplasmic reticulum. The transcript has 8 exons. Gene Ontology annotation, molecular function: protein-cysteine S-palmitoyltransferase activity.
GGCGCAUGCGCCCUGGCCCAAGGCUAGCUUCCUCAGCUGCCGCUAGCUCAGCCUCUCUCACGACGGUGCCUCACGCGGCCUCCGGCGGGGCCCCGCGAGGACUCUCCUCGCCCCGGGAAUGGGCUCGGCCCCGGCAUGCCCCUCCGCCGAAGUCCGUCCGGACCGUUGUCAGCAAGGUCAGCGCCGCCCGGCGAGCCCUGAAGGGGACGGAGAGACGGUUACAUCCACUAUGCAGGCUACAUCGGCUAUGACAGCGUGCAUCGCGGAAGCCCAAAGGAAAGGCGGGAUGUCAGAGUAGCGCUCUCAGUCCUCAUCAGGGCCCGUCCAGAGAAUCAUGCAGUCAUCUGGGCACAGGUUCCGCGACGUCGAGCAUCACCCGCUGCUUGCCGAAAAUGACAGCUAUGAUUCGUCGUCCUCGGAGGCCGACAUGGCCGACAGGGUUUGGUUCAUCCGGGAUGGUUGCGGGAUGGUCUGCGCAGUCAUGACGUGGCUCCUCGUGGUCUAUGCAGAUUUUGUAGUGACGUUUGUCAUGCUGCUGCCGUCCAAAGACUUCUGGUACUCCCUCAUCAACGGGGUUCUCUUCAACUGCUUGGCGGUGCUGGCGUUAUCCUCUCACCUGAGGACGAUGCUGACAGAUCCCGGGGCUGUUCCCAAAGGAAACGCCACAAAAGAGUACAUGGAGAGUUUGCAACUGAAGCCCGGCGAGGUGAUCUACAAAUGCCCCAAGUGCUGCAGCAUCAAACCGGAGCGCGCCCACCACUGCAGUAUCUGCAAGCGAUGCAUUCGGAAGAUGGACCAUCACUGCCCUUGGGUCAACAACUGCGUCGGGGAGAGAAACCAGAGGUUCUUUGUGCUGUUUACUAUGUACAUAGCUCUAAUUUCCGCUCAUGCUCUCAUUCUGUGUGGGUUUCAGUUCUUCUCCUGUGUCAAAGGACAGUGGACUGAGUGCAGCGACUUCUCCCCACCCGUGACUGUGAUCCUGCUGAUUUUCUUGUGCCUUGAGGGUUUUCUGUUUCUUACGUUCACCGCAGUGAUGUUCGGCACCCAGAUCCACUCGAUAUGCAACGACGAAACGGAGAUCGAAAGGCUGAAGAGCGAGAAGCCCACCUGGGAGCGGAGGUUACGCUGGGAAGGGAUGAAAUCCGUCUUCGGGGGCCAGCCUUCCCUGCUGUGGAUCAACCCCUUUGCAGGAUUCCAGAUCAAGCGACUGAUGCUGAGAGCCAAGAAAGGGGGUCCAGAGUUCUCCGUCUGAGCCCGCCCCCAAAGAAACCACACCGGAACUGACACCCACGCAAAGAAGUAUAUCGUAUUUAUUUUGAGGCCAGGAGAGAAGGCCGCCCUCCUCGAACCUGUGACCGGUGGAGGCUAACACAAGUGAGACAUUUUGCUUGUAGCAAGCAGAAUUUUAUACGUUUAUAGUCACCAACAUCUCAUGAACUCUUGGAAGCGUCAGCCGGAUGCUCCCCGCACGUGGCUUUUGAGCAGGAAGCAGAAAUGAAACACCGCCCCACCCCCCCCCCGGAGAAAGAUGGACGGUCGCACUGAAGAAGCCAAAAUAUCAUCUUACUACUAUAACUUAUUAUUUUACAGGACUAAUUGUGCUCUUCCCCCCCCCCCUUUUUGUCAGUCCCCUUUUAUUUGAUAACGUCUUUUUUUUAAAGAGUUGACCUCC